UCGCCCCUGUUCCUUUGAUUUUCAACAUUGGAGCCUUACCACCCACUAUUGAUGCUACAAUGACACAGAGCUCCAUCCAGCAUUUGACUGAGAACAAGUUUGUGCAGGGCAACCCAAGUAUUGAAUGCCACAUUUUCAGGUAUCGAGAAAGCAGGGCAACCCAACUAUUUCAGACAGUUUUAGGUAAAGAAAUUGUUCGACAAGAAUCACCUGAAGAGCCUGGUAAACGUAGUAGAUUAUGGUUUCACGAAGAUGUUCGUCACGUACUUGAAGAAAAUACGGGAACAAACAAAAUUGAAGGUGUAUUGGUAGAUAUGCAUGAACAAGAACUGAUACAUUUGAGUCCGAAGGUGUUCAAGAAGAUGAAAAGUCUUAGGCUGUUUAUAAACCGUAAUGUUCACUUUUCUAGAGGGCCAAGUUACCUUUCUAAUGAGUUAAGAUUACUUGAUUGGUCUGAAUAUCCUUCAGAAUCUCUACCAUAAAAUUUUCGUGGAGAAAAAUUGGUUGUUUGGCUGGACUACUUUGUUGGAGAAUCUUUGAAGAUCGAGGGAGACAACCUCCGAGUUAAACUUUUUUGCACUUCAAAAUCGGUAUUCUUCAAAGCUUUCGGAAUCCAUAUAUAAUCCAAAAGCAUGAAGAUAAUCCAGGUGUGCUGCAUGAAGAUGGUUUUUUAGGUGGAAUCUUCAAUUAUUGUUUUCUGUUCCCCUGUUUUCUCAGCAACCAAACUGUGGCGCAUGCGCUUGAGGAGAUCGAAUCAGAGCAAUGAAUGUAUUGGAGGAAUAAAGGUUGGGCUGUACAUUUGCCUUUUUUUCCAAAUGAUGAAUAAAGAUGGGUAAAUAUUGUUUUAUAAAUUCAUCACCAAUGAUAAAUGAUGUUGAUGUUGGAAACUCGUAGUAGACAUAUUCCAAGGUUUCAUUUUGUCUUUGGAUAUUCAAAGGUUGCAACUUCCACUUUGAACA
Molecule: messenger RNA, 959 nt
Organism: Juglans regia (Persian walnut)
Lineage: Eukaryota; Viridiplantae; Streptophyta; Magnoliopsida; Fagales; Juglandaceae
Product: probable WRKY transcription factor 19
Exons: 5
Coding region: 60-482 (140 amino acids)
Biological process (GO): defense response
Source: RefSeq, a predicted model, not a curated record